Messenger RNA from Brassica napus (rape), 1951 nucleotides. Its product is annotated as glutathione S-transferase T3-like. Lineage: Eukaryota; Viridiplantae; Streptophyta; Magnoliopsida; Brassicales; Brassicaceae. Bases 1043 to 1801 code for a protein of 252 amino acids. The transcript is spliced from 2 exons. The record is from RefSeq and is a predicted model, not a curated record.
AAUUAAUUAUGAUACAAAUAGCUUAAUAGUUUGUAAUAAUACUUCUCUGUGUUAUGCUUAUAACCGAGUUUAAGCGUAUUAGUAAAAAAAUAAGUUGCGAGAUUUAAAGAACCACGUUGCUUUAGAUUUCCCCAUGCAUAAAAUGAAUAUUUUUAAAGGGAAAAGAGCAAUUAGUCGAUGACGUAGCGUUCUUCUUCGUCACAGCUUCUUCGACUGUUUAUUUGUUUGCCAAGUGGGUUUCGCAAAACACGUAAAAAAGAUUCUCUUCAUCUCCCAAAAUCAUGUGGCUCACAUCAAAACUUCAAGCAUUACGUUUACUACGCACACAUACUCCUUUUGCUUUUGGAAGUUAGCUAGGAUGGGAUUCAAACUAAAAGGCCCAUGCUUACUACGUUCGAGUCCGUGAUUUUUCUCUUUGUCGCUGACUACGUGGCCCAUCCAGCUCCGUCUGUUUUGUUAACAUAUUAAUGUUAGGACUUAGGACAUAGGAGAUAAAGAAGUAUACAAGAUUUGAGGUAUCUAAGUCGUAAGUCUUAACCAAACAUUGAAAAACAUACAGUGAAACUUUGCUUUAGGCCUAAGAGUAUCAUUAUCCAGGGUUUCUUAGGGUGAGAUUUUUAAGGGAAUAUAAGAAAUUGUUUCUUAAUUUUUAACUAAAAAGUUAAGAAAUUGUUUCUUAGACCAUGAUUAUCGGGGUCCUAAAGUUGGGUCCUAACCCAUUUUCGGCCCAAAAAUAAAUACAAAAUGGUGAUAAUGUUCCGGGACGGGCCUUAACCAAGGUCGAUUUUUGCUCGUCCUUCUUUGCCACCUGUCGAGUGGAGAUGAAGCGGAAAAGUCGGGUAGGGGAAACUCGAUUUUCUCUUCCCAAAUCGAUCUCACCGUCUUCCGAUUCUCUCUCGACAGCGACACAUGUGGCGAUAAAGUACACCGACGAUUUCAUCCCGAAUCUCUCCCGGAUCCCUCACGAGUCUAUCCCGAGUCUGUCUCCAACCUCAUUCUCCGCCGAUUUCAAUCUAAAAGUGUCGACAUUGGAGCCUCAGAAAUGCCUCCUUUCAGUUCCCAACAGUCUGAGGCUACAUCCCAACCUCAGGACACACCUGUGGAGCGUAUGGUGAGAAGGAAAUGGACGCCGGGUGAUGACGAGGUUCUGAUUAGUGCGUGGCUAAACACAUCAAAGGACGCUGUUGUUGGAAAUGAACAGAAGUUAAGGACCUUCUGGAAACGCGUAGAUGAAUACUUUGCAAUAACUCUUCAUGAGAACAUAGAGAAUGUUCAUUGUAAGCAGAGGUGGCACAGAAUCAAUGAUCAGACGAACAAGUUCUGUGCCGCAUUCGCAGCUGCAGAGAGACAAAUAACCAGCGGUCAGAGUGACAAUGACGUUCUAAAGGUGGCUCAUGAAAUCUUCUACUCUGAUCAGGGACACAAGUUUACCCUCGAGCACGCGUGGUGUGCCCUGCGAUAUGAACAAAAGUGGAUAAGCCUGAACACACCUAAGACGGCCGGUUCAAAGAGAAAGAGUGGUGAGGUUAGUUCCCAACCUUCAAGCGCACAUGUCGGUGAGGUCAGUUCCCAAUCUUCAAUGUGUCCUGAAGGUAUCAAGGCUGCGAAAGCAAGCAGGAAUGGUAGUAAAGGAAAGACUAUUGAGGACUAUAAGAGCAUUUUGGAGCUCAAGAUGGAAGAUUUGGCGAGGAAGGAGAAACUGUCGAAGCUGGCGAUAUUAGACACUCUCCUUGCUAAGAAGGAUCCACUAAGUGAGAGUGAAGAAACUGUCAAGAACAAGCUGUUGGCCGAACUCUUCUAGUUUUUCAAUUCGAAGUUUCUGUCUUAUGUAAUAUCUAUUAAAAUGUUGCUUUUGUGUUGGUCUAAGUUUGUGUCUUGUGUUCUAUGUUCUAAUCUGUUAUGUUUGUAAUUUCUAUGAAGUUCUCGUAUCAGUUUCUGUCUUGUGUUCUAU